AUGCCGUGGGCGCAGCCGACCCGCGGACCCGCGACCCCCGGCCGGGAAGGGCCGCUGCCCCCGCCUCCCACUUCAGCCCGAAGGAGUCCCGCCGCCCCCUUGCCGGGCGGCCCGCCAACCUUACAGACGUGGGUGCAGGACUCCCGCCGCUCCGGGGACCUUAGGUCAGACCUGGGCGGGACCGGGAAGGACUGGACGGGGCGGAGACCGAGCAGGGGGCGAGCAGGUAGCGCCGGGAAGGAGACACGCCCGCCGGGCCGGCCGGGUCGGGGGAGGGGAGAAGUUUCCCCCGAACUUCCCGACUCGGAGCGGCGGGGGCGGGAGCGGCGGCGCCUCCGGGCGCGCGCGGGCGCCGGGCCUAGCGCUGCGGGGCCGGGGUCGGCCGCCUCGGCCCGCGGGGCCCCCGCCGGCUCCUUACCUGCGCUCCGGCCGCGCUCGCAUGAGUCGCCGCAGCAGCGGGGAAGGGUGGCGGGGAGGGGGCAGCGGGCGGAGACCAGGCCCGCGGGGCCCGCUCCCGUCCUCCACCUCCUCGUCCCGGGCGCCGGACGGCAGCGACGACGGCACAGCCGGCCUCUGGCUCUCCACUUGAGGAGGAGGGAAUUCCCGGGCUCCGCACCCCGCGGCCUCACGCUCCACCUUCUCCCCGCGUGGGGCCCGCCCUCACUCCCGGCCCCGCCCCCCGUGCCGGCCCGGGGGGCGGGGGCUACCUGCGCGCGGUCACCGGCUCACCGGAACUCGCGCCGCGCCCGACCCGGCUCCGGCGAACCCGCCUUCCGGCACCGCUGUCGCCGCCGCCGCCGCGCGCGCCCCCUCGGGGGGCGGGCCGCCCCUCCCGCGGUCGCCGUCUGCGGGGAGACCGAGUCGCUAAUCCCGACCCAACAUGGCGGCGGGGUCCGGGGCGGCUUCCCGAGGCGGCGCAGGCUGAGGGGGCGUGAGGAGGCGGCUUUUCUCCACGCGGAGAGCAGGCCCACAGCGCCCCCUCCUAACUCGCGGACCCCGCGAGAUGGGUGGGCUGCCCGCCCCCUCGCUUUCUCGCGUCCCUUCGCCCCGCUCUGUAGUGCCGAGGGCUUUGUUUUCGUGGGGGAGGACCGGGGAGUUUGGGGGGCUGGCUCUUGGCUUCUCAGUACUAGGUUUCCGCACCCUUUGUCGCGGGUAGUAAAAUCUCAGUCGCGCCGCCUGAGCCAAGGGGGCGUUCCUAACACCCUCAUCACUCGCCUGAUCGCCGUCCAAAAACGCUCGCGUCUGGCCGCCUUCCGACCCGGGGAUCCUGUCCCAGCCCCGGGAGCUUCCUGUUGA
Molecule: messenger RNA, 1296 nt
Organism: Rangifer tarandus platyrhynchus (Svalbard reindeer)
Lineage: Eukaryota; Metazoa; Chordata; Mammalia; Artiodactyla; Cervidae
Source: the annotation of a GenBank genome assembly